UUUUUGCACCACUACUUUCUAUUAGUGUCAUAUAUGAUGGCUAAUGUGUCCACGCGAUAUAUUGUAUUCUGCGCGACAGCACUGGUUACAAUGCUGGCUGGUGCGCAAUGGGUUCACGAGCUCUACAAGCCGCUCGACGACUUGGAGGAUCUAGUCGAACAGAGACUAAAUGAGAGGCGAAAAGAGUUGCAGAAGAAAUAGUGUAUAACCACAGAAUGUGUUCAGAAUGUAUUCACUGUAUAAUAAAUUAUUGCUGUUUUAAUAGACAGUGAUUGAUUAAUGUA
This is a messenger RNA of Monomorium pharaonis (pharaoh ant), 284 nucleotides long. RefSeq lists its product as uncharacterized. Lineage: Eukaryota; Metazoa; Arthropoda; Insecta; Hymenoptera; Formicidae. The transcript has a single exon. The record is from RefSeq and is a predicted model, not a curated record. Gene Ontology annotation, biological process: mitochondrial respiratory chain complex III assembly. Bases 34 to 201 code for a protein of 55 amino acids.